AUAUUUAGAUAUAUAGUAGUAGAUAGAGAGAGGGAGAGAGAAACAUGGGUGGGCUAAGCUUGGCUUUUGCAGGCUACCCCAUGUGAGUAGCUGCAUAUUUCUUUUUUAUCCAUUAUUCCAAGUAGUCAAUGCUUUUGGGUUGGGACAGUGCGGACUCUGUUUGACUGCAAAAACAGUCACUUUCUUAUGCCACACUACUGCUUUAUAUCUAAAUGAUGAACAUUGAGAUUGAGAAGAAAAGGAGAGAGCCCUUUCUUUAACAACCAGACAGAGACUUCCUUCAUCGUCGAAGCUGCUGACUGUUGUUCACUUCACGAAUGGAUCUUCCCACUCCCAAAUACUUUCAGUCUCCUCCAAUAUUCGAAUCAAAUGGGGACCCGCCAUUGGUGGGCAGGAGAAGCUUCUAUGGUAAAACCAAGGAUGACCCUUUUGCAGACACCUUCCAUGAUCCACUUUGCAAGCUCAACCUCAAGGAAACUUCAGAGUUUGUCAAGUCAUUACCGAUGGUGAACACGGUCACCUCCUCUGUUUCGACUCAGAGGAGGAGAGAUGGAGUCAACUCAGUGACUACUCAAAGACGAGUCGCAGAGUCUCCCUCAACUCCUGGAAGGCCUGUUUUUGGCUUCAGCGUUGGAAACCUUUCAAGAAAGAAUGUCCCUUCAAAGUGGGACGAAGCAGAGAAAUGGCUUGUUUGUAGCCCUUGCAAUGACUCCCCUGCCCACUCGUUGAAGCCAUCAGAGCCAACAAAGAUAUCAAAGCAAGCUGAAAACUUCAAGCCUCAAACAGAGGUUUUCGCUGAGAAGUUUAGAGUAACGGAGGAAAAGGUUUCUAAAGCAGUCUCGAGCUUUCUUGGAUCUGCAACUUUGUGCAAAAAUAACAGCAACUCCUUGAGACCUUUCAAUGGCGUUUCUGAUUUACACCUAAAAGAUAAGUUUGUGGACAAUGUAGAGCCAAAUUUGCCGACGAAGGAAGGCUUUGUGUUCAGCAAUUCCGCCAUUAGCAAGAUGGAACUUACGGGCGCCACUGUUGAGGUUCAGCACAGAGACAUUGGAACAGAGAUGACCCCUUUAGGCAGUUCCACCACUUCAAGGUGCCCAACUCCAUUCAAAAGCUCAUCCCCAGCUCGCCAUAACACGCCGGCGAACAGAUCCGGACCGCUCGGUCUGGUCGGCGCCGAUGACGACGCCGACAAUAAUAGCGCCACCAUCGACAUUACCCAGUUGCAGGAAUGCCAUUUGGCUAAGCUACAGCUUCCAUCUCAAUACGAUUCUGUUGCAUCGAAUUGGAGCUCGAGGGAAGAGGAGGAGGAAGAAAUUUCAAAAAGCUUGAGACACUUCGAAACGGGCAAUGAAUGUCGGAGAAGUAUAUCAGAUUCCAGAGCUGCAGCUUGGGAAGAAGAGGAGAAAACCCAGUGCUGUAAUAGUUUCAGAUAUCAGAGAGAAGAAGCCAGGAUACAGGCUUGGGUGAACCUGCAAAAUGCAAAAGCAGAAGCUCAAUCGAAGAAACUUGAGGUGAAAAUAGAAAGGAUGAGAUCAAAUCUAGAGGGGAAGCUGAUGAAGAGACUGUCGAUGGUACACAGAAAAGCAGAGGAAUGGAGAGAAGCAGCCAGGCAACAGCACACCCAUCAGAUUGAGAAAGCCACAGAAGAAGCCAAGAAGCUAAACUGGCGACGCCCUUAUUCAUUACCCCACAACACCACUUCUUGUGGUUGCUUCCCUACCCACCAUUCAUAACACUCACUCAAAUACAACAAGCAACACAAAAUACUUGUAUCAUUUUUUCUUUCUUUUUUAUUCAUGUUGUCUCUUGAAAGAAAUGCAUAGAGCAAAUGGAAGAGAGAGCCACUUUCUUUGAGUUUCCAUUUUCCAACAAAUAUUAGAUUGGCUUUUGUUCCCCA
Cucurbita moschata (crookneck pumpkin) is the source of this 1897-nucleotide messenger RNA. RefSeq lists its product as uncharacterized. The transcript is spliced from 5 exons. Bases 318 to 1733 code for a protein of 471 amino acids. Lineage: Eukaryota; Viridiplantae; Streptophyta; Magnoliopsida; Cucurbitales; Cucurbitaceae. The record is from RefSeq and is a predicted model, not a curated record.